UUCGUAACAGUCUUUCGGUCGCACCAAUAACAGUUCGACCUCUUCCACUGGUGCUCCACAGCGAAAGUUUCGGCUUAAUAAUUCUGUGCUAUCUGUGUAUUUGCUUUGGUGACAUUACAACAUUCAGUUAUAAACGUCGCGUCAUGUUUUUGGCAUUAUUCUGUCUGGCCGCUGCCGUGAUAUUUUUCUUUUACCUGAAGUUUGAAUACUCUUCAUAUGUGAGGACCAUCGACUUGAUUCCAGGACCUCCGAAAGUUCCUUUUUUCGGAAACGCACUUUCGAUUCCACUCGAUCCUUAUGGUGGUCUUCAAAAAAUCUCAGUGGAGUGGCCAAAAAAGUACGGACAUUUUAGACGUGGCUGGUUUGGCUUCAGGGGUUACAUUGACAUCUCUUGCCCAUUAGUGACAGAGGAAAUAUUGUCGAGUCAAAAAUUUAUUGACAAAAGCAAGGAUUAUGACAUGCUGAUGCCAUGGCUUGGUGAAGGACUUCUUACUUCAGCAGGUAACAAAUGGCGGAAAAGGAGACGUUUGCUGACUCCGGCCUUCCAUUUCCAGAUUCUUGACAAUUUCUUUGACACUUUUAACAAAAGUGCCGAUAUUCUGUGCCAACAAUUACAACGUUCGCUAUCCAAGAAAGCGGAAUUGAAUCAAACAGAAGAAAUUGAAGUCUUCCCUUACCUCAAACGAUGCACCCUCGACAUUAUUUGCGAGGCAGCGAUGGGCGUCAAAAUCAAUGCGCAAAUAGAAGAUUCUGAAUACAUUUAUGCCGUACAAAGGUAUUCCAUGGUAUUAUUGGAGUAUUUCACUUCGAUAUGGAGUUUUCUCCCUCAACGGAUUUACUUUAUGACGAAGCACGGCAAAGAGUAUCAAAAAUGCUUGAAAAUUAUUCACGGCUUUACAUCCAAAGUGAUUCAAGAAAGAAGAAAAGAAAUCGACCAAGAAUUGGAGACAAAGGAGGUGAAAGAAAAGCAAGAUGGGCCUGAGGAAUCGCAGUUUAAAUCAAAAAAACGAAGGGCUUUUCUCGAUUUGAUGCUUAUCGCUGCGAAAGAAGGAGCGGAUCUGACAGACAUGGAUAUCCGCAAUGAAGUCGACACUUUUAUGUUUGAGGGUCAUGAUACAACCGCCUGUGCUGCAGUUUGGUUCUUGUACUGCAUGGCAAUUCACCCAGAUUGUCAGGAAUUAGCAAGGGAAGAGCUAAACGCCGUGUUUGGAGAUUCAGAUCGCCCUUGCACCAUAGAGGAUGCGUCCAAAUUGAAAUAUUUAGAAUGUUGCAUCAAGGAAACGCUUCGUCUUUAUCCGAGUGUUCCCCACAUCAAGCGAUACAACACUGAAGACUUCGUACUAAGCAACGGAUUUAAAAUCCCAGCUGGCGCUUCCUACUCUAUUCAUAUCUACACUCUCCACCGCAACGAAGAAUUCUUCCCAGAUCCUCUUUCGUUCAAACCCGAGAGAUUUUACAGCGACCAAUGUAGCGGGAGACACCCGUUCGCCUUUGUCCCGUUUAGUGCCGGGCCAAGGAACUGCAUUGGUCAGAGAUUCGCUCUCUAUGAAGAAAAAGUUAUCUUUUCGACUUUGCUCAGGCGGUUUCGAUUUACUUACAACACUACCAAUCACGGACCGGCCAAAGCAUGCGCCGAUAUGUUACUCAAACCCCAUCACGAUAUGCCCUUAGGAAUUACACCACUAAAGACUAAAGAAAUCGUUAGAGAAUUGUAAUGAAAUUUGAGCGAACUUUGAGGCUUGCGUUCUUCGGUUUGAAAUGUAAUUACUGCGUAGUGAAACGCGGAAGGAUUCUAAAUUGACUUAUCGUGUUUAAUAAAAAAAUAGAAUGUUAAACAAAAAAAAAAAAAUUUAAACCAUACUAACGCCAUUAUUUCUUGCACCGUUGUUUCACUUGACAAGCCGAUCGUGCCACCUUUCAUGGAAAAUGUAAGGUAAUACUAAAAUACACCAAUUAAGAUUUCCA
Molecule: messenger RNA, 1965 nt
Organism: Daphnia pulicaria
Lineage: Eukaryota; Metazoa; Arthropoda; Branchiopoda; Diplostraca; Daphniidae
Product: cytochrome P450 4c3-like
Exons: 11
Coding region: 144-1715 (523 amino acids)
Molecular function (GO): oxidoreductase activity, acting on paired donors, with incorporation or reduction of molecular oxygen; heme binding; iron ion binding
Source: RefSeq, a predicted model, not a curated record